This is a messenger RNA of Hypomesus transpacificus, 3558 nucleotides long. RefSeq names its product protogenin B-like. Bases 1 to 3558 code for a protein of 1185 amino acids. Gene Ontology annotation, cellular component: plasma membrane; axon. Lineage: Eukaryota; Metazoa; Chordata; Actinopteri; Osmeriformes; Osmeridae. The record is from RefSeq and is a predicted model, not a curated record. The transcript is spliced from 19 exons. Gene Ontology annotation, biological process: cell-cell adhesion; axon guidance. Gene Ontology annotation, molecular function: protein binding.
AUGGCACAUUUUAAAAUGAAACUUUUACAGCAUUUGUUGUUUUUCGUUUUAUUUCUUCGACUCACAACUGUUUUUAGUUUUAGUGAGCUGUCCUUCAUCACAGAGCCCAGCGAUGUCACCGUGAUACCAAAGGAUCCUGUGGUUUUAGACUGCCAGGCCCAUGGACACCCUCCAGUCACUAUCAAGUGGCUAAAGAAUGGGCUCAAAGUGCUAGAGAGUGAACACAUCCAGUUUCUCUCCAACGGCUCGCUGUACAUCCCAGAGGUGAAGAGUGACAGAGAAGACUCUGACGAAGGCUUCUAUCAAUGCCUUUCUCAAAACAAAUAUGGAGCCAUCUUGAGCCAAAGAUCUUGUCUGACUAUCAUAAACAUCUCACCCUUUGUGGUGCAGCCUGUACCUGUUAUGGUGACUGCAGGCUCAGAGGCCAGAUUCUCCUGCCAGGUCACCUCCAACCCUCCUGCUUCUAUCACCUGGGAGCUCAACCAAAGCAUCUUACCCCUGGAGACAGACAGAAUCACUGUUCUGCCCAAUGGUGUUCUUCAAAUCUACAACGUCCAAAUGGAGGAUGCUGGACAAUAUCGAUGCGUGGUCACAAACAUCGGCAGUCAAAUAAGGAGCAGAGAGGCAACACUGACCGUCAGCUUGGGCACAGGCCCCAAACCUCGACAGAGGCCCAGGAUAAUUGCCGGACCUCAAAAUGUCACGGCGCCCCUUCACCAAACAGUGGUGUUGGAGUGCAUGGCCACAGGCAACCCCAGACCCGUUCUCUCCUGGAGCAGGGCUGACACGAGGCCCAUAGAUGUGUACAACGCAAGGGUGCUCGGCAGUGGAAACCUGGUUCUUGCAGAUGUCAAGCCCCAGCACAGCGGAGUCUACCUGUGUAGGGCCACCACACCCGGAACACGGAACUACACUAUCGCUGUGGCCAACCUCACCGUACUGGUGCCUCCGUCCAUAGUAGAGAAGCCAGAGAGCCAGACGCGCCCUCGAGCUGGCACUGCCCGCUUCAUGUGCCAGGCUGAAGGGGUUCCUUCGCCCUCAAUCACCUGGCUGAAGAAUGGAGAGAAGGUGCGCUUGAAUGGCCGGAUCAAGAUGUAUAACAGCAAACUGGUCAUUACUCAGAUCAUCCCUGAGGACGAUGCCAUAUACCAGUGCCUGGCAGAGAAUGAGCAGGGCUCCAUGCUGUCCCUGGCACGCCUCAUCGUGGUGAUGUCAGAGGACAGGCCCAGUGCACCCAGAAACGUCCACGCAGAGACCAUCUCCAGCUCCGCCAUCUUGCUAGCCUGGGAGAGGCCGCUCUACAACACUGACAAAGUCAUCGCCUACUCCGUUCAUUACAUGAAAGCUGAAGGUCUAAACAACGAAGAAUACCAAGCUGUAAUUGGGAACGACACCACAAGCUACAUCAUCGACGACCUGGAGUCAGCUAGGAACUAUACUUUUUACAUUGUGGCCUACAUGCCUAUGGGAGCUAGCCGCAUGUCUGACCAAGUCAGUCAACACACCCUGGAAGAUGUGCCCCUGCGUACUCCAGAGCUCAGUCUGACCAGCAACAGUCCUACCGACAUCCAAGUGAGCUGGCAGCCGCUCGCCGCCAAGCUGAGCCGCGGCCGGGUGUCUGCCUACCGCCUGUCGUACCGCACAGCCACAGACAGCACGGUGAGCAGCGUGGAGCUGCCUCAGAACAGCACCCAGCACCUCCUGGAGGCCCUCCAGCCUGACACCAUCUACCUGCUCCGCAUGGCCGCCGCCACCCGCGUGGGCUGGUGCGAGCCCUCGGCCUGGACCUCCCACCGCACGCCCAGGACGUCCAGCACCAAAGUGCCCCUGGCCCCACUGGUGCAGCUGGAGCCUGUCAACUGUACCUCCAUCACAGUGCGGUGGCAGCCGACUCUGGGAACUGUGGUUGUUCAUGGUUACCGCCUCUGUUACCACGAGGAAGGCCAGCCAGAGCAGCCCGCCAUCCAGAUCCCUCCACAGCACUCUCACUACACCAUCAGUGGACUCGAUCCAAGGCGGAAGUACCAUGUCAAACUACUGGCUUUCAGCCUACUGGGAGACGGCUAUCAGGCCGACCAGACUGUCAGCACUCCAGGAUGUGUGUCGGUUCGAGACCACCUGGUAGCUUCUCCUCCUCCCCCUGACCACGUGAACGCCCGGGCAAACAGCUCCUCUGCAGUGGUCCUGCGUUGGAGCCGUCCUGCCUUCACCUCAGGGAAGACCGUCAGCUACACCGCUCGCUGCACUCCAGUCGGGACACACAACUCCUCCGACAUACGUUACCUGCAAACUAUCAACCAGAGUGUGAUUGUGAACGAUCUAGAACCCAACACCCGUUAUGAGUUUGUAGUUCGUCUCCAUGUGGACCAGCUGUCCAGUCCCUGGAGUUCUGUGGUCUACCAGCGGACUCUUCCAUCAGCACCCAGCCAGCCGCCCGCGGGCGUGAAAGUGACCCUGAUCGAGGAGGACACAGCGCUGGUGUCGUGGAGAGAGCCGGAGGAACACAACGUAGCGGUGACACAUUACACCAUCCUCUACGCCUCCCAGAGGGCCUGGCUGGCCGGACACUGGCAGGUCCUGCAGAGAGAGGGGAGCAACACCAUGGCUCUGCUGGAGAAACUGGAGCGAGGCAACAUCUACCUGGUGAAGAUCUCUGCCUCCAACCAGGUUGGGGAGGGCCCCUUCUCCAGCAUAGUGGAGCUGGCCCUGCAGCCUGGCAGCACCCACCGGGGCAAGAGCCCCCGCCACUCUGACGGACGCUCCGAGACGACCGUGUUCUCUGAUGGUCUCUACCACAUAGACCAGAGGUCAAUGACAGGGAUAAUCGUGGGUGUGUGCAUCGCCUUGGCUUGCAUCGUCAUGUGUGCCUUAAUUCUCAUCAGUAAAGGCAGAUCUAGGAAAUCGUCAAACUCUAAGAUUAUUGGUGUGGUGAACGGACAGGGCCCUCAUGCUGGUUUGCCCCAGGCCACUGAGCAUGCUCAGAAUGCAGAUUCCCUUGAGCCGACGAUGAGAAGUCCGUUCAUAGAUACCAAGGGUGGUACCAACCUGGUGAUAAGCACUGCUGGACCUGUUGGCAGUAGAAGAAAGAGAUGGCAGUUCUUUAAAAAGGAAAAACGCAAUACAACAAUAUGCAAUAUUGAGGACAGGGCCUGUCUGUAUGAGGCAGGGAAGACUGUACUGAGGUAUGAGAAGAGGUUGGGCUCCACACCCCUCCAGCCCUCCUCCCUGCAGAUCCUCUACGGCCCCCUAGGGGACUCGGAGAGCUCUCAGACCAGCGAGGGGAGCCACGAGACCGGGGACUCUGGACACUACUCCAACGAAGAGGCCGAGACGAGCAACCCAUCCACCAGCCGAAGCUCCAGGCCUUCGUCCUUCGGGUCUGACGACAGCCCUGCUCCGGAGGAAGGGGACGCCUGCUUCACAGUGGAGAGGGAGGAGCUUCGGAGCCACCUCCGCAGGGGUGUGCCUGACACUGUGAGCGUCUGUCUUCACGGCUCCCUCACAGCUGUGGAGACGUCUCAUCCUGGCCUCUACGCCUCCCAGCCCGCGUACUCCUGA